Messenger RNA from Styela clava, 2903 nucleotides. Its product is annotated as N-acetylgalactosamine kinase-like. Gene Ontology annotation, biological process: carbohydrate phosphorylation; galactose metabolic process. Gene Ontology annotation, cellular component: cytosol; cytoplasm. Gene Ontology annotation, molecular function: galactokinase activity; ATP binding. The record is from RefSeq and is a predicted model, not a curated record. Lineage: Eukaryota; Metazoa; Chordata; Ascidiacea; Stolidobranchia; Styelidae.
AUAAGGUAUUGUCAUUGUUAGGACAUAGUCUAUAUUGUUUGGUCAUAAAGGAUAUAAAAAUGGCGACGCCUCCUAUUUUUCAAUUGGAAAAACUGAUGGACACUGAUGAAAAACAGCACAAGAGGUUCUCUCAAAUGUGUGAGGCAUUCAAGCAAAAGUAUGGUUCAAGACCGGAGUUCAUCGCCAGAGCGCCUGGAAGAGUGAAUUUAAUUGGAGAACACAUAGAUUAUUGUGGAUAUUCAGUUUUGCCAAUGGCAAUUGAGCAAGAUAUUUGUGCUGCUGUCAAGAAAACUAACACAGGAGAAAUCAGGAUUUGUAAUCUGGACGCCAAGAAUUAUAAAGACUUCACAACCAGUAUCAAGAACAUUGUUAUUGACAAAUCAAAUCCUCAAUGGUUUCAUUAUUUCUUCUGUGGUUUUAAAGGAAUUGUUGAGAAUGAAAGCUUACAAGAACCAGUUGGGAUGGACAUCCUAGUUCACGGUACUGUACCAAAGAAUGCUGGUUUAUCAAGUUCUAGUGCUCUUGUGUGUGUAGCUGGACUUGCAACCGCUUUCGCAAAUGGGAAAUCAAUAUCCAAGUUGAACAUGGCUGAUAUUUGUGCAAAAUGUGAGAGAUAUAUCGGAACACAAGGAGGAGGGAUGGACCAGUCAAUCUCUUUCCUUGCUGAAAAAGGAGCAGCUAAACUCAUCUCCUUCAACCCUCUUCGUACUGAAGAAGUUUCUCUACCAGAUGGAAGUGUGUUCGUAAUCUCAAAUUGUUGUGUUGAAUUGAAUAAAGCGGCAACUUCACAUUUCAAUCAGCGGGUUGCUGAAUGCAAGAUUUCUACCAAGGUCCUAGCCAAACAAAAUGGUGUUGACAUUACCUCAGUAAAAACAUUCAAAGACCUUCAAACCAAACUUGAAGCUUCGUUUGAUAAAAUACUGGAUCUGGUGAAAACUGGUUUACAUGAUGAACCGUACUCUAGGUCGGAGAUUUUAGAAAUUCUUGGAAUAUCAGACGAACAACUCGUGGAAUAUUGUCUCAGUGAGAAUACAAAGGAUGUACAAACGUUCAGACUGAGACAACGAUCUGAGCAUGUAUUCAGUGAAGCACAAAGAGUUCUCAAAUUCAAAGAAGCUUGUGAUUCAAAAGAUAUGCAGAAUAAGAACGAAGCAUUGGGCAAUCUAAUGACAGCAAGCCAUGUAAGUUGCAGCAAAUCAUAUGAAUGCAGUUGCUUGGAGUUGGAUCAGCUCACUCAACUAUGCAGGGAUUCUGGCGCACUUGGAUCUCGACUAACAGGGGCAGGAUGGGGUGGAUGUGCGGUAUCAAUUGUGCCUUCUGAAAAAUUGGAAAGUUUCCUAACAAAAGUCAAAACCCAAUACUUUGACAACUUAGGCCAGAGAAUGACAGGCAGGACCAUGGAUGAAGUAUUAUUCGCAACUAAACCAGGUUCAGGGGCAGCUGUGUAUGUCGUGAAUUAAAAUGAUCAUUACUUGCAACCAGGGCUGUAAAAUGUUUUGCCUCCAACUUGAAAAAAAAUUGGCUCUCAAUCUGAGUUAAGAAAAAUUACGCUUCCCAUUUCGGGUUGUACAAUAUUUAGACUCGGACUAGAGCUCCUUAACAAUCAAAUCCUGAUAACAAACGAUUUGUGGAGUACCCUAUGAAAGCUUUCUUUAAUAGAUUAUUAAAAACGAAAGUUCCGACUCCUAUUACCACUGAAAUUUUAUAAAAAAUUUUAAUUUCAUAAUAAAAUUUAAAUACUAAAAAAAUUUAGAGUAUGCGAUCCUUCUUUAAUAGACUGCUAAGAAUGGUCAGUAAACGUAAUGCUUUUUGAAGUCCUAAACAAAAUUCUCACUAUUUUUUUACCUUUCAAAGUCUGAAAUUCCAACAGCUUUAUGGAAUCCAGUACUUUAACCCAGACUCUAGUGAAAACCUACCAAAGUCAGACUCCCAAAUCUGGCACUACAGCCCUGCUUGCAACACUGUCUAAAUUCUGAUUCCUACUCUGCAGUAUGCUUUCAUAUUAUAACAAGUGCAAUUUUUGAUAAUGUCCAUAAAUUCUAGAAUGUAAUGAAUUUGUAUCUCACUGCAUUGUACCUAUGAUAACCAUGUUACUCAAAAUCAUAUUUUUUAACUAUCACUUCUAUUAACUCUAAUAAUGUUUGGUAAUGUAAAAUGUAUUGGAACAUAACUGUAAACUUUAUGCAGCAGAAAUGAAAAUAAAAGGUGCUUUUCAUAGAUUCCGUGUCAUAUAUGCUUAGGAAAUGAUCAAUAAAACCAUUUGUAUUUUCUUGUUGAGCAUAAUUAAUCUAGCAUGGCUAGUAGUAGUUUUCGAGAAAUCAUCAUUGACCUGACACUCAGUCAGACCAGACGUAACAUUGUUCUGAAAAACUGCAAUUCGCUAACUUGUUGCUCUGAUACUAUAAUAGGACAUGAUAAAGCUGAGGAAAUGGUGUCAAAACCAACUUAAUUCUAGCUUGAUUUUCCUUAUAACCUUGGCAACAAUUGGCCUUAUAUUCGUUCCUCUGUUACCACUAAUCUUAAUUACCACUAGGAAUUUACAUACAACAUUGAAGUAGGGAUGAUCAUAUCAUAUCCAAAAGUGAAUAGUAUCAUUUUUCAUACUGUUUGAUUAAAUAAAUCAUGUUUUUUUUAGGGCAACUAACAUGUACUGGGCAUAUGUUUGGUAUAAUGUUAUUGACGUUUGAAUAUAAAAUUGAAAGAUAUGAUUGAAUUUUAGAAAUAAAGUAUAUUUUGACCGAUCCGAAGUGAUAAUAGAAACAAUCAUACUAUGUAAUACUUGUUCUGAUUCAAAAACAUCUGUAUACUCUUUGGAAUGUUUUAGUGCAAUAUAUAUAUAUCUGCAACUAUCAAUAUUAGUGAUGCUGAUUUGUAUUAAAUAAAUGCAAAAUAUUAUUAUGAAA